GUCCCUGCCCAGAUGCCUGUGGGAUGCUGCUGUUUGCUCCUUACCUUGGUUGCGGUUGCUAAGGACUCGCUGGGGAGCUGGGCUACUGCUAUAAGGCCUGAGUUUGCCCCGGGCACGCCAGGUCCUGACAUAAUUACUUCACUAUGUCUUUGGCGUCCAGCGAAAAUGGUACUGAGGCUGAAGACCUUGAGGAACCAUAUCGGGAGUUAUAUGAGCUUUUGGACGAUGGAGCUUCUGCUAUCACUUAUGACUCUGAUGCAGAAAAGAAAGUAAAGAAGAGAAAAGGAAUCAAACCAGCUAAAUCUCCAAAAUCGCCAUACCUCUCGAAUACAAACCUCUAUACUAAAAAGGCCCCUGUGUGGAGGUCAUUGAAGGGCACAGGUACAAUGCACACAGAGAACCCCAUGACCAAAGUGCCCAGACAGCUGUGGCUAGCAUCCCUUAAGCAAGGCAAUGGUCUAACUCAGCCUCUGAAAUCUGACGUAGACAUCGGUCAAGCCUGGGUUAAUUCCUCAAGCAGCACUCCAGAGUACCUAAAAGAAGCCCUGGGAAUGAAGAAACCCAAAUACUCCCGGUCCUCUAGCAAUGGUUACAUUCCUGGAACUCCAGACUACAAAGAGAAAGAAGAAAUGUACGACCAGAUCCUAGACCUGAAGAAGAUGUUACAGGCUCAGAAGUCUGAAAGUGAUAUACUGAAAACAAAGCUCAGACGGCUAGAAGAGGAGAACAGCAGGAAAGAUCGCCAAAUCGAGCAACUUCUUGAUCCAGCUAGGAGCUCAGAAUUUGCAAGAAGCUUUGUGGAAAAAAGAAGUGAUAGCAGUUUGAUUGUAAAUAAUCUUAAACAGAAGAUUCUGAAGUUGGAAAAGCAGUGCAAGGAAAAGGAUAAUGCUCUCAACAAACUCCAGACAGAGCUGAAGACAACAAGCCUUGAAGAGAUGAAAAUAGCUAUGGAAACCUAUUAUGUUGAGAUUCAACGACUUCAGGUCUUACUAGCAAAAGCUGAGGCCACAGCAAGAAAAUCACCACCAGAGUCCCCAAAACAGCAAAAAGCAAUGAACUCUGCCAUCAUAAGAUUAUCCAAGAAAGUCAAGGAACUGCAAGAUGAAAAUCAGAGUUUGAAAACUGAUCUGGACAGGGCUAUGGCUCCUUCCCCAACAUCCACCACAACAAAAGGCUAUGGAGACUGGAGCAAACAGAGGCUGGUGAGGAAGAUUUCUGAACUUGAAAAAAAACUUGAAAAGCUGCAGAAUUCCUCCAAAACAGAGCCAGAAAAAUCAUCUCGAGCUGGUGGACCAUCAACUUCUGAACAGGCAGAUGGGUCAUCCCAUGCUAAACCUGACCUUCAAGAGGAAUGUGAGCGUCUGAAAAUCUUGGUCAAAAAGAUCAAAGAAGACAGAGCAGCACUACAGACUCUUCUAGGAACUAAAGAAUCAGAAAUCAAGAAACUGCAACAAGAAAAGUCUGACUUGGAUAGGCAGCUACAAAGAAAUAAGGACAGACAUGAUGAGAGAGAGGAAAUUCAGCGGCUUAACCAAAAAAUAAAAAAGUUAACGGCUGAGCUGGAGGAUGAGAAACGUGACAAAGAAUCUAUAUCAGAAGCAAUGAAAAAGGUACAAAAUCAAUCACAGGACUCUCGACCAAAUUCUGCAAGGAAUUCAUCAAGCUCAACUCGAAGACCAUCAUCUGAGGGGAGACGGGAAAGUCAGCAAAAACAAGAAGCUGCACAGGUUAUCCAGAAGAACUGGAAGCUGUACAAAAGCAAGAAAGACCGACAGAACCUUGAAGAGGUAGCUGUUUUACUUCAAGCAGCUCUUCGUGGGCAUUUAGCGAGAGAGAAGAUGAUCUCCACAACUGCAUCACCCCGUUCAAAAUCACCCAGAACAAGCCUGGCACAGCAGGAUUUAUUACGUAGUAACAGUUCACAAGAUUUUACCAGGGAAGAAGAUGACGCUGUGACCCUUCUACAAUCCUCAUUCAGAGCACAUUUGGCUCGAGCAAAAAUGCUGGGACAAAGCGUUCAUGAAACGAGAGGCAGAGAAAGCCCUGGUAUCAAAAUUCAGAGGGAAAACACAAUGUCCUUAGCCUCCAAGAAAUCACCCAGAAAAGAUGUCAGACACUCAUUUGCAGAUCAAAGCAGUGACGAUGUUAGCGAUGAAUGCAUAGAAGAGGUACCAUCAGCGGAAGAGGAAGCAGAAGUGGCAGUAAUGAAGAGGCCAGGAUCCCGCAAUAGAUCACUGUCACAAACACCUGCAGUGUCACGGAGAAAUACGCAUUCUGUAGAAGAACCUCAGUCUGAUGAUUCAGAUGACAUCAUUGUGUCUCCAACACGGCCUCCUAGAAGAAAAGACUCCAAAUAAAUACACACAAACAUUCACAUAUAUAUAUUUCACCGUGUGCCUUCUGGACUUUUUAACUGUUUUUACAGUAUCCUGUGUAAUUAUUUUUUAAUGCUGUAUUUCUUUCAAAGCCUGCAAAAUAUACUUUUUAUUAGUAUUUUUAAUGCAGCACGUUUUCUUUGUAAAUCUACCUUUCUAUUUCUGUACAGUUAUAUAAAUAUUAAAUUAGUAUUUUUAUUUUA
Bombina bombina (fire-bellied toad) is the source of this 2578-nucleotide messenger RNA. RefSeq names its product IQ motif containing E (gene IQCE). Lineage: Eukaryota; Metazoa; Chordata; Amphibia; Anura; Bombinatoridae. The transcript is spliced from 24 exons. Gene Ontology annotation, molecular function: protein binding. The record is from RefSeq and is a predicted model, not a curated record. The coding region runs from base 144 to 2357 and encodes 737 amino acids.